Morchella sextelata is the source of this 3363-nucleotide messenger RNA. RefSeq lists its product as uncharacterized. Gene Ontology annotation, molecular function: protein binding; ATP binding; ATP hydrolysis activity. The record is from RefSeq and is a predicted model, not a curated record. The coding region runs from base 1 to 3363 and encodes 1120 amino acids. The transcript is spliced from 6 exons. Lineage: Eukaryota; Fungi; Ascomycota; Pezizomycetes; Pezizales; Morchellaceae. Gene Ontology annotation, cellular component: chromosome. Gene Ontology annotation, biological process: chromosome organization.
AUGUCCACCGUGCGAGCACAGAACCUACAGGAUUUGAUUUACAAGCGUGGACAGGCCGGUGUUACUAAAGCGAGCGUUACAAUCGUUUUUGAUAACUCCGACAAGGCAAAAAGUCCUAUGAACUACCAAGAUUUUGCGCAAAUCAGUGUUACAAGACAGAUUGUAUUAGGUGGAUUGAGCAAAUACCUCAUCAACGGUUCACGAACCCAGCAGCACGUUGUCCAAACCCUCUUCCAAAGUGUUCAGCUAAACAUCAAUAAUCCCAACUUCCUCAUUAUGCAGGGGCGUAUCACAAAGGUGCUCAAUAUGAAGCCAACGGAAAUCUUAUCCAUGAUUGAGGAAGCUGCCGGGACAAGAAUGUUUGAGGACAGGAGGGACAAGGCAUUGAAAACCAUGGCAAAGAAAGACAAAAAGGUUGACGAAAUCAACGACCUGCUAAAGGAGGAGAUCGAGCCCAAGCUUGAAAAACUACGUAUGGAAAAGCGAGCCUUUUUAGAUUUCCAGCAAACCCAGAGCGAUUUGGAACGCUUAACUAAGAUUGUUGUUGCUCACGAUUACCUCAAAAAUCAGGAAAAAGUAAAUCGCUCAGCAGCAGAUCUAGAAUCUAAGAAACAGCGGGGGAAAGAUCUUGAGGAGUCAGCUAAGCGAUUAAAGUUCGAGAUUGAGAACUUAGCUGAAGAUAUUAAGAUGGUCAAAGGCCAACGAGAAAAGGAACUUCGAAAAGGAGGGAAAUUUCAGGCACUUGAGGACGAAGUCAAGGAAAAAUCCCACGAAGCUGUUCGAUUAACAACCGUACUCGACUUGAAAAUUACGAGCAUAAAAGAGGAAGUCAAGAAACGCAAGGAGAUAGAGAAGAAUGUUAGAGAGUUGGAGAAGUCGCUACAGGAAAAAUCGAGGCUGUACGAUGGCCUGAAGGAGGCGUACGACGCAGCCAAGACGGAGUUUGAUGCGUUGAACAAUGAGUCUGAGAAAAAAGAGGAAUUGCUACAGACCUUGUUAACCGGUGUUGCUUCAAAAGAAGGACAGGAGAAUGGGUACCAGAAUCAGUUGCAAGAUGCGAAAAACCGAGUUAGUGCUGGGGCGACAGAACAGCAACAGGCAAAACUUAAGAUAACUCAUUUAGAGAAACGAAUAAAAGAGGAGGAACCAAGGGCAAAAAAGGCAAAGGAGCAGAACGCCAGUCUCUAUAAAGAACUCGACGGUCUCCGGGCAGCAGCAAAAAGUAUUGAAGCAGAGCUGAGCAACCUAGGGUUUGAGGGCGGUACUGAGGGCGAUAUGUACAAACAGGAAGCCUCAAUUCAAGAUAGGAUCCGGGAGCUCAGAGAAGAAGCGGAUGGAUUGAAACGACGAGUAGCCAAUGUCGACUUCAAUUAUGCAGAUCCUUCACCAAACUUUGAUCGUUCAAAGGUCAAAGGCUUGGUUGCGCAGCUCUUUACACUAGAUCAAGAUAAGGAGGAAGCUGGAACUGCUCUUGAGAUUACAGCAGGUGGAAGACUAUACAAUGUUGUAGUUGAUACUGAGGUCACAGGAACCCAGUUGCUGCAAUAUGGAAAACUAAGAAAAAGAGUAACAAUCAUUCCACUCAACAAGAUUGCGGCUUUCAGGGCUUCUGCCGAGAAAAUUGCUACAGCGAAGCGCCUUGCUCCUGGCAAGGUUCACCUUGCGCUAUCCCUCAUUGGGUACGAUGACGAGAUCUCUGCUGCCAUGGAGUACGUUUUUGGUUCCACUCUAAUAUGCGCCGAUGCCGAGACCGCGAAACGUGUUACUUUUGAUCCUAACGUCCGAAUGAAAUCCGUAACUGUCGAGGGUGACGUUUAUGAUCCCUCAGGAACCCUGUCCGGAGGUUCUGCGCCAAACUCAAGUGGUGUAUUGGUCACUCUUCAAAAACUGAAUGGACUGAAUAGACAAAUAACUGUUGAGACUGGACAGCUGAAUGAAUUGCAACAAUUCAUGGCAAGAGAGAAGAAAAAACUAGAUAUGAUGAAGAGACUGAAACAGGAGCUGAAUUUGAAAAACCAUGAGAUUGUAUUAACGGAAGAACAGAUCAAUAGCAAUUCUUCGUCUGAUAUCAUUCAAGCUGUAGAAGAAAUGAGAGUUAGUAUUCAUCAACUCAAACAAGAUAUUGUGGAUGCAAAGACCAGACAAGAUCAGGCCAAAGCAGACGCAACAAGGAUCGAAAACGAUAUGAUUGAAUUCAAGAAUAAUAAGGGUGGCAAGCUUGCGGAACUGCAAAACUCUGUGGCGGAUUUAAAAAAGAAAGUGGCCAAACAGUCACAAGAAAUGAAGGCCAUGCAAAAAGAAUUCCAGACUGCUCAACUUGAGACCGAACAGACGGGGGGAGAUCUCGCGACAGCUCAAGAACAGCUUGAGGAAGCCGAUACUGCCCUAAAAGCCCAACAGGAGGAAGUGACACAGCUUAAAAGAGAACAAGCUAAAGUCAAAGAUCUUCACGACAUAGCUCUCGCACAUCUUGAGGAUGAGCGUGCCAAGCUCACUGGUUUUGAUGAAGAGCUUCGAUCGCUUGAGGAAGCCACCCGAGCAAAAAACGCACGUAUUGCGGAGGAAGCCUUGGAGAAACAGAAGCUUGGCCACGAGAUCGAAAGAUUUCACAAAGAUCAGCAGACCGCCAAUGAUAUAGUAUCUCACAUGGAACGUGAACACGAAUGGAUCGAAGACGAGAAAGAAAACUUUGGCCGUUCAGGAACGCCUUAUGACUUCAACGGACAAAACAUCAAAGAAUGCCGGUCUUCGCUGAAAACCCUCACUGAGAGGUUUCAGGGGAUGAAGAAAAAGAUCAAUCCAAAGGUUAUGAACAUGAUUGAUUCUGUUGAGAAGAAAGAAGUUGCGUUAAAAACUAUGUUAAGGACAGUUGUCAAGGAUAAGCGCAAGAUUGAGGAGACUAUCCAGAGUUUAGACAAAUAUAAGAAGGAAGCACUUCAUAAAACCUGGCAGAAAGUUACCGGCGAUUUUGGUAGCAUUUUUGCGGAACUUUUACCUGGGAGUUUCGCAAAGUUGGAGCCUCCGGAAGGGAAGGAAGUCAGCGAUGGUUUGGAGGUCAAGGUGAGCUUGGGUAAGGUGUGGAAGCAGAGCUUGAACGAGUUAAGUGGCGGUCAACGCUCCCUCAUUGCGCUCUCCCUGAUCAUGGCGCUGCUCCAAUUUAAACCAGCACCAAUGUAUAUCCUUGACGAAGUGGAUGCAGCACUGGAUCUUUCGCACACGCAGAACAUUGGUCGGUUGAUUAAGACCCGAUUUAAGGGAUCUCAAUUUAUCGUCGUCAGUUUGAAGGACGGGAUGUUCCAAAACGCAAAUAGGAUAUUUAAAACCCGAUUCGUUGACGGAACCUCUGUCGUACAGACUAUGUAA